AUGGAUCCCAGCCGAAAGCAGCCAAUAAUCAUCACCGUCCCAGAGGACGCCCAGGUUCUUACUGCCCCCGUUGGAGUAGCUAGCGACCUCCAAUGCCUGGCAACUGAAGAAGAUCAGGCGAAAUUGAAUGAGCUCAAGGCUGAGGUCAAGGAGCUUGCUGAGAAGAGGGACAUAUAUAAGCUUCUCCGCGAGCAAUGUGAAGAAGAAGUCAAGAGUCUCCGGGCUGAGUUGUAUAAGCUUCUCAGCGAGCAACGUGAAGAAGAAGUCAAGAGUCUCUGGGCUGAGUUGGAUGUGGCUAAGAAGGAGCAUGCCGAACUGGUGGAACAGGUAAAUAUUUUUGAAGUUAAUGAUGACGAGUUAGACAUAGUGACUAACGUCCAUACCCCGCAAGUCCAGCAGAAGGUUGACAAGAUCUACCAACUUCGAGCAGAGAUGGAAGAGGUCAAGGCUUUGGCCGAAGAGUGUAAAGGAAAAAUGGACCGAUUGGCUUCGAAGAAGGAGACUGCUCGGGAGCAGCUGGCAUUGGUGGAGGUCCAACUACGAAUGGCGAGAGAGAAAGUCGAAGCACGGGCUCAACGAAUCAAAGACCUCCAAUCUCAACUGGACUCGGCCAUUACGGAACGGGAUGCGCUCGGUAAGGAGCUCGAAACAUGA
Molecule: messenger RNA, 654 nt
Organism: Nicotiana tabacum (common tobacco)
Lineage: Eukaryota; Viridiplantae; Streptophyta; Magnoliopsida; Solanales; Solanaceae
Source: RefSeq, a predicted model, not a curated record